Messenger RNA from Rhea pennata, 7007 nucleotides. RefSeq names its product estrogen-induced osteoclastogenesis regulator 1 (gene EEIG1). The transcript is spliced from 12 exons. Bases 622 to 1770 code for a protein of 382 amino acids. The record is from RefSeq and is a predicted model, not a curated record. NCBI's taxonomy places the organism in Eukaryota, Metazoa, Chordata, Aves, Rheiformes, Rheidae.
GCUUUGCUCUGCCUGGCGGCUGCCUGCGCCGUUGGCGUAGCGGCCGCACUUGGCGUAGCGCUGGCAGCGGUGGCCGUGGCGGGGAGCAGCGGUGGCCGUGGCGGCCGUGUGAGGCGAGGGCAGGAGGCUGACCUAAAGACCUGUAAGAAGUGGUUGCACAAGAAGAGGAGGUAGAAGCUGGCAGCUUUCUGAAUGAGCAGCCCACAGACCUAAGGCUUCUUCAGAGACACAAGAUGACUUCCUAUGAGAGAUGCUUUCUGGAGGAAUUCUGUUGAAGACAGAGCACUGUAGCCUCAAACUGGGACAGCUCCUGCUGGUCUGGAGCUGAGACUUAUUUUUCUCCCUUCUUUUUUCCCUUGGAGAUGUUGCAGAGAUACAAUCUGUCCUCUUCCUCCCCACCUGAAGCCUGUCGUGGCAAUGAUCCCACAGCCAGACCCAACCACCAAAGAGAGGAGGAUUGUGCGUUUGAAGCUGGGCCGUCAUUGUAACUGAACUGGAAUUUACUCCCUGCUUACACUCCUGGAACGACCUCUGCCGUUCCCCUGUUUGUCUGUGUGUGUUUUGAGCUGCUCCUCCCUAAUCUUGUUUGGAAUUCCUGGUCCUUCCACACUGAAUCUGCCCAUGGCUUUCCUGAUGAAGAAAAAGAAAUUCAAAUUUCAGACAAGCUUCACUCUAGAAGAGCUGACUGCUGUCCCCUUUGUGAAUGGGGUUCUGUUCUGCAAAAUCAGGCUGCUAGAUGGAGGAGACUUUGCUAGCUUAUCUAGCAGAGAAGAAGUUCAGGAAAACUGUGUCCGCUGGAAAAAGAAAUUCACCUUCGUGUGUAAAAUGAGUGCCAACCCAGCCACAGGGCUCCUGGACCCCUGCAUCUGCCGAGUAUCUGUCCGAAAGGAGCUGAAGGGUGGAAAAACCUACUCCAAGCUGGGCUUUGCUGAUCUAAAUCUGGCAGAAUUUGCGGGCUCUGGAUCCACUGUCCGUUGCUGUUUGCUGGAAGGAUAUGAUACAAAGAACACCCGACAAGACAACUCUAUCCUAAAGGUCACGAUCGGGAUGUCCCUGCUCUCAGGAGACCCCUGCUUCAAAACGCCUCCUUCCACUGCUAAAUCCAUCACCAUACCGGGACAGGACUCCACCCUGCAGCUGACCUGUAAGGGUGAGGGAACCACAAGCAGCAACAGCAGUUCAGCCACUAUUGGCUCUCUCCGUCAGACCAAGCCAAGACCUACCAUUCUUAGCUCCGGUGUCCUGGAAGAACCAGAUCAGAAUCUGUCCAGUCCAGAGGAAGUCUUCCACUCAGGGCACUCGCGAAACUCUAGCUACGCCAGCCAGCAGUCCAAAAUCUCUGGCUACAGCACGGAGCACUCCCGUUCUUCUAGUAUGUCCGACCUGACCCAUCGCCGGAAUACCUCCACCAGCAGCAGUGCAUCUGGAGGACUUAGUAUGACGGUGGAGUGUCCCGAGGGAGAGCGGGAUCACAAACUAGAGAAGCCACCUCGGCCCCCCAGACCUGGCCUUCUGCUGGAUAGACCCUCCCGGAGGAAAAAGGAUUCAGUGGAGAGUCAUCCAACCAGAGUGGAUGACACUAGGAUUGAUGCUGAUGAUAUAGUGGAGAAAAUAAUGCAGAGUCAGGACUUCACAGAUGUCAGCAAUACUGAAGACAGUAACCUAAGGUUGUUCGUAAGCAGAGAUGGAACAACUACAUUGAGUGGUAUUCAGUUGGGAAACAGGGUCUCAUCUGGAGUUUACGAGCCAGUGGUGAUUGAAACCCACUAAAUGUGAAGAACCGGGUAGAGCUGCUGGAAACGGACCCCCUACCCAGUCUGCUGCCACAUGGAUGCCAAUCUUUACCUCUCUUCAUGCAGCAUUCCAGAAGGGAUUUUUCCACACCCCUCCCCAUACAUUUGCACUGCAGAACUACUCCGAGACCACUCCAAAUCACGCACUUUCCCUGUGUUGGCAUUACCUUCCUCCACUUCCAGUUCUUCCAGUGCCUGCCCUCCCCAUGUUCUGAUGAGAUUCAAGGUAUCUGUUGGGGUUAUCCUUACUCGUAGAGGACUUUGCUCUUUUGGAGUCCCUCACUUCACACAUUCAUUCACAACAGGAGAUUUCUCAGCUUCUGUCUCCCCAAACCAUUGGGUUAUACCACUGUGAACUCUUGAAACCACUGGGGGAGGAGGGAAUCAUUCUAACCAAACUGAGAGCUGCUUUUUGGUGACAUGAUGAGAUAGCUACUUGCAGGAUGCUUUAUUCCACCAAUUCUACAAGGGAACGUCACCUUCCUAGGUAACAGUUUUACUGAGCAAAGUAUGCUGUGGUGUGCACUUCACCUUCCUACCCUUCAAAUCCCCAAACAUCCUCUUCUCAUAGGAAAUAUCUCCCAAAAGUGCAUUUCCAAAAACUACUGCAAUCCAUAUGGGAGUUGAGAAAUGGUUAAAUGCUAAUGCUUGUUAUACCACUAACUGUAUUACCCCCUUCCACUGCUGGGCAUGGAAGGGCAGGGUUCAUCUAUUAGCAUUAGCAAGAGCACUUUAGAGGUUCCAGAUUUUACGUGGAGGAGGCUUGUACUUGCUGUUCCGGGAGCAUAAUCUGUGUUCCCUGGACUGACUCAGCAAAUGGUCACUGUUGAGGCUUGGAAUACAAAGCCUCCUUUUUGGCUCAGGAAGGGAACUGCCUUUCUUGGACCAUGAAAAAGAAUCUUGUUAUCUGAUAACCCUCUCCUGGGCCGGAGCACGAUGCAGUUGACUGUAGUGGUCUCCGUUGUGGUGAUGAUUAACGUUGUCUCUCUUGGCCUGGGCCAGAAAGGGAAUUGCUGUUGGUUGACCUUUCCUGCCCUGUCAGCAGGGAUCUUUGCUUGAUGUGGUUCCUUUCAGGGCUGGGGAGAAGCUCUGACUACGGCAAGAUGAAGCCUCCAUCUUUGCCUUCAAAGGUAGUAUGGAUGUUUUCUGCCAUGUUAACCACAGCAGCUGUUCUUACCUGCUCUGUGGCAAGUGAAUUUUUCUGAUAAGGCUUCAAACUGUUUUCUGGUUGAUCUUUCAAUUGCUCUUCUUUUUUUGAUUUCUGCAGUUGUCUUACACUGUAGCUGCCUCUUUUCCUUGCAGUGUGUGAUGGAGAAUUUAGUCUUUCAGCUCUCACUUAUAGAUUCUCCUGGCAGCUGAAUUGCAAAUGAGGAUCUAUGCAGACUCCAGCCAUGGGCUGUCAGCAGGCUGUGCUUGCAGCUCUUCCUGUACAGAAACUUUCAGCCUAUAAGCUAUUUCUGUGUAGUACCCUUUCCUCUUCGCUGUUGUAUUGUGGUAGCACUCAGCAGCCAUACACUUUGAGUGGUGGCACACUCCAAGGCAUGGCUAGGAAUGUGCCCUGCUCUGGCACACAUGUGCGUGCACACUCACUCGUGCACACACCUGUCCCAUUUGGUAAGGAAAGCCUUGUAACAGAUCACAUUGUUGUUCACAUUCUAGUUAUUAUGAAGGCUUUUUUUAAAAAAGAAACAAAAAAAAAAAAAAAAAAAAAAAAGAUUGUGGUCUCUAUGACCAGAACACAUGCAGAUGAGCUACUAGAAAAGGGGAUUUGGCAGAAGAUUAUAAGAAACCAGAAAUGAAAGCGCCUUGCUUUCUUGCCCUGCAAGCAUGGAGAUGGCUGCAUGGAGAGGGUGCUAGGCAGUGUAGCAAAGCUAUACAGCUGCUUACUCUGUUUUUGUGGUUUCUCUACUCAAGUCAGUAGAUUUCUUUUUAUAGUUGGACAGACCACACAUAGGAUGUGAAUUUUUUCACCCCUUCUCCCUUUCCCUCCAAAGGCAAUUAAAUUUGGAUCAGGGCAAGAAGGGGUAUGGCAACACCUUGGUUUGGUUUAAUGUAGGGAAGCAUUAUUGGAUCUUUUGAGUCUGUCUAAAGCAAAAGCUCUUUCACGCUUGCUGGUGUAUUUAACGGUGAUUUCUUCAUUCAGUCUGGGUAGUUUUGUCACUCACUAGCAGGCUGGUGAGUUCCCUGCUUGGUCUGGGUGAGAUGUGCACUGUUCUUGGGAUGCUGCAUGUUUACAGGAGAGGGAGAACUGGUGGCUUUUCUCUCUUCCUGGGCCUCUGCCAGAAAGCUAGGACUCACCUGACCCCCUGUUCAGGUCGAUGCAAGGGCAGUAGUACUCUCAGACUGUAAUGUGUGUUGUUCUGUCUGGAGAUAGCCAUAGCAGGAGCCAAGGGGCAGGCUGCUACCAAGCACAGAGCACCUGCUGCUCCCCGGGGGCCAGGGAAGCCCUUCUGGAAAUCGGGUCCAGCGUGCUGUCAGUGUGGCAACAGCAAAAAAUAGGCCUUGAAAGGGGCAAAAAUAACCCAGGAAAGAGGCCAAACCCAGCUCAGUUCUGCUGCUUUGCUUCUCUUCCCAUGAAAAACGAUGGUAGUCGCUGUCAGAGCAAUUGGGAACCCAGGGCUCUCUUUCUGGCCUCCAACGGGUGAGUCUGCUGCUCUGAGAUGCUUGCUACUAAGCACGUCCUAAGUCCCCUGUGACACAGAAGAAGGAAUAUCUUUCCAGUGAGGCAGAAGAGGAAGCAGUUGAGCUGUUCAGAAAGCUGGUCUUCAUCUUCCCCAGGCUGGCGAAGGCGUAACUUGCUCUGUCCACAUAGCAGUGGCCAAUUUGGACAUGUCUCUGGCUUCUCUUCCAGCUUGGUGCAUCACUGCUCGCGUUCCCGAUAACUAUGUCUCAUAGGGUGUCUCUUUCUUGUUUCCACAUUAUUGGCUCCACAGAUCCUGGUUUGUAAGUAGCUUUUUAGCUCUCCUGACGCUCAUUUUGAAGAAGAAAGCGGCCCUAGUCGUUCAGCCUAGCACAGCACAGCCAGGGCUGGAGUACCCCGCACAGACAGACCUGUGUAGAGAGGUAGGAGCAGUCUACUUCUAUUUCUAGAUUUCACACUGAGCUCCAGCCACGCAUCCCGUCACAGGCGAUGCCCAGCAGUUCCUGGCUGGUGGUGGGUGCACCUCGUGGUGCUGAAGGAGGCUGGCGUGGACCUGGGGCCGCUUGGCUGGCUGACUUGCUGCCGUCUCUUGCGAAGCUGCGCUCGUGAGCGUUUUUUCCUUGCGGCAUUGCUGCCAUCUGUUCCUUGUUGGACUUUGAAAAUUUAAGCAGCGAAUCAGUUUCCAGACCCAAACCACAGGCUAGUUUCCUUUGUUUUUGUUUUUUGGGUUUUUUUUUUGUCUUGAAAUUUAUUGAAUUUUUUUAUAAACCCAGCAGGCUGGUGUUUUUUGACUGCAUUAUUGUUUCAUUGAUAUUUUAUUCCUGAGGGGCUGAGGGGAGACUUUGCUCCCCAUGUUGUUUCCCUUCUCAGGGGAUUCAGAGAUGAAUUAGAAAAGUUAAAGGACCUUAUUGGCAAGACUUUGCAUCCCCUGCAUCUCUGCCAGUGGCAAGCAGGGCUGCUCAUUCCAAGCUGACCCUAGGAGGGCAGAGCUGGCUCUCUGCUUUGGUCUUGGGGCCAGGUGAAACACGGGCUCUGCUCUCCCAGUUCCUGGACCUCUAGUUGGUGAAAAUCCCCUGCAAACAGUUGGAAAAUCAGUAUAAUUUUUUACUAACUUUUUUUUUAAAAAAACAAUAUAAAAUGAGUGAAUAUUAAAAAGAAGAUAGUUGUGGAUCAGUGAAGGAGAUAGGCUUUCAGUUGGAAAUGGUGAUGGAGAAAAGGGGGAGAAGGAUGUUGCUCCUACAUCUUUUUUUGUAUGGUUGGCACUUUAAAAGGGGGCCGUCAUGCUGUCCUGACCCUAGGCGUAAGGGACAGCCAAAUUCAUAAUCUCUUCCCCCUCAUUGCCACAUCACUCUGACCCUUAUGGAAAGUUAAGUCCUUUUAAACGUUUGUUUCAGUUUUUAGAGGGUUCUGAACUGGGCUGUGACCCACAGAAACAUAUUUCAUUCAAAUCUUAAUAGGAGGGGUUGACUUUUUUAUUUAUUUUGUUGUUGCUGUUUCUUUUUAAACUGGUGGUUGUGCAGCUGGACUCUGCACGCGUUGUUGUGAACCUCUGGGAAACCUCACUCCAGGUACGCUAGAGCACCUCGGUCGACCGCCCCUCCUGGAGAGGGGCCCCAAUCCUGCCCUCCCCUCCACGCUGCCUUUACCUUGGGAGCUGUGAAGCCAUCCUCUGCCCCUCCUUCCCCGACCCCCUGCCACCCCACCUUGUCUCUAGCUGUGGUCAAAGCCCUGUAGACAGGGCAGGUCCCUGGGGACAAGUUACUGCAAACACUGCCUGGCAGCAAGUGUUUGUACCGAAAAGCCACUUCCUCACUGGGGAUUCGUUGUGCAAAAUUUGCCCCCCACACCCCGCUGCCCUCCCGAGAGCUGCAUCGUCCAUCAGCCCACCUUCGCGAUCCUAACCCAAUCUCUUCCAUGUCACUGUCGCCCCUACACGUCGGGAGGGAGCCAACAUGGAAACCUGGGAAACACAAGGAAUUUGGAUGAAGCUUUGAGCUGGAGGUGUGGCUGAGCCUCUUAACUUGCCUCAAAUAGAAGAAAUAAUGGUAGAGCCCGUAUUUUUGUGGGGGAGGGAGGGGAAGGGGAGAUCCUUUUAUUUUCUUGAAAGUUAUUGAGCUUGGUGAUCUUCAGAUGAGGUGCGCACUUGAUUUAUAUCAGAUUCUAUAGAGAGAUCACUGAUAUUUUUGGAAAGGGAAUGGGUCUAUGCAAACUUCCAAAAUUGCUUGAAAGAUAGUUUAACAUUUUUUUACUUUGAAAUCUAAAGAUAAAUCUAACUUUUGUCUUAAAAGCAGAAGUGUGUUUAGAAAGAGAAGCUACUUCACUGCUCUAUUUUGAUGAUGAUUCUUGGAAAGUUUAGGCUGGAGGGAAUGACUAUUUUUCACCAUUUUUAUCUUGCUCCUCUAGUUUCAUUUCUUUUUCUAAUGGAAUGCUGUGCCGUCUUUGAUUCAACAGAUUGUGUUUGUAUUUUCUGUAUCUGGUUCCUAACGUAGAGAAAUAACAUAUAUGAGGAAAUCAUUAUAAUGUCAAAUGUUGUUAUGGUUUGGGGGAAAAUAAAGGUUUUUUGGUACUUCAUA